GAAUUUAAACAAAGGGUGUGAUUAUUUGCUUCAAUAAUUAAAAACGAAAUCAAUUCGCUUUAAAUUCCCCGAAUAUGUAAAUUAAAUAAAAAUUUAAAUAUUGUGUACAAUUUCCAAGCUUAAAUAAUCUAACAAAAAUUUAUAAAUAUAAACAAAACAUAAGUUGGCUGUCAAUCCACAGUAUUUUAAACAUCGCGCAUCCCCGUUCCCGUUUUCUAAAAACUAUUAAAAUAAUCUAAUCACUAUUUCACUAGAUGCCAAUUUCACACACAGACAAAUACAUUAUUAUAAUAUGUACAAUCAAACAUACAUCUUGCCUUACUCAAUCUAGAUGAUACUUUAAGAACUAAUUAACAAGAAUAGAAGCUAGAAGGCAGAACUAUAUUGAAGUAAUAAGAAGCCAAAUUAUGUGUAUCGAUUGAUUUUAUUUGAAGAGUAUCAAAUUAAUAAAAAUCAAAAAGAAAAAAAAAAUUAUCAAAGAAAAUGGAUAUUGAAAAGUCUGAAUUUGAGGAUGAUGAUACAAAUUGCUACCAAAUAAGUGAUGAGGGUGAAGAAGAUUAUGAAAAAAAUGAGGAAUCAAAUAACAAUUCAGACGCGGCUUCUCAGUUUAGUAGAGGGCCAUAUGAACGAGCAUGGACGACAGAAGCAACGAGGGCUUUAAUUCAUAUACGUGGACCAAUGGAGGAGGAAUUUUCUGAAGGACGAGCUAAACGUACUUUACUUUGGAUACAAGUAACAAAACAAUUACAUAAAAUGGGAUUUCGGUAUAGUGCUGCAAAGGUUCAAAAGAAAUGGCAUAAUAUUUUGAUAACAUAUAACAAAAAUAUUGCCAAAAAAGAAGAAACAGGUACUGUUGCUUGGGAAUUCUUCGAAGAUAUGUAUUUAUAUUUGAAAGGUAAAAAAGCGAAAACCUUCGAAUAUUUUCCGGAAAAACCAAUUAAACAAAAAGUACAACAACAAUCGAAUUUAGAUCAUCAAACAGAAUUACAACAACAAAUGCAACAACAACAUCAAAUCAUUCAAAGACAAAGGUCUCAAGCUAGACAACGAUUAGAGCAAUCAAAGCACCCUCAAUAUCGUGAAAAGACUGAUUCAAUUAGAAGUGCAACGCCUAGAACGUCACAAUAUUAUAAUGAUUCUUCAAAUACAAAUGAGGAAGUACAAAUGAUGGAUGAAGAAGAUAGUUCCACAAAACGUCCAAAUGAAGAUGACAAUUAUGAACAACCAAAGCCAAAGCAACAAAAAAAAAUUAAUAGUUUCGCUGAUUACUUUUAUGAACAGCCAUUAGAUCGGCUACCAUUAGAAAUUUCACAUGUUGAAGGCGCAACUGAAGAACCCAAGUUUGAGAAUUUGGAUGAAGAUCCAUUUUCUGACACUGACUGGUGGAGAGAUUAUUUUAAUAAAAAAUUAGACACUGAAAAAGAAAAAAUUAGUUUACAAAAACAAAUGCAUCGUGAUGUUAUGAAUUAUAACAAAAUGUGUUUAAUGCAACAAGAAAAAAUUGAAAGAAUCAAAAUUGAAGCUAUAAAUAAUUUAACAGCCACAUUACAAAAAUUGGUUGAAGUUAAAACUCAUAAAAAAAUUUAAUGAAAUUUCCAUUUAAUUAUCAUUUCAAAAGAUGUUAAAUAUACUUAAAUUGAUUUCACUACAUAGUUGUAAAAUGAAAUAAUUCUUGAUACCUAUAAAAAAAAUACUUAUAAUGCCAUAUAAUAAAUACAUAGGAACAUAAAUCUCAGAAAAUAUGUAAAUUAUCAGUAUUAAGACAUAGGCAAAAAGACAUGAUUCUUAAGUCUAAUAGGUUAGACCUUAAAUUAAUUUUAAUAUAUAUAAGUAUAUAAUAAUAUUUACUUUCUGGUAA
Molecule: messenger RNA, 1858 nt
Organism: Condylostylus longicornis
Lineage: Eukaryota; Metazoa; Arthropoda; Insecta; Diptera; Dolichopodidae
Exons: 3
Coding region: 484-1587 (367 amino acids)
Source: RefSeq, a predicted model, not a curated record